AUGGCUCCCGUGCGAUCGAAGAAGCAAGCUUCAGAACAACCACUCACAUCACCGAGAAAGUUGGCCAUGGCCGAAACGGUUCCUCUGCGGGCAGGGAGCCCUUCAGCAUAUCCACGAAGCCCUAUCAAGAGGCGAGCCCCGGGUACAAUUACCAUGCAGCAGAAGCAGGCCAUGAUUGAUAAUAUGCAACUUGAGAUCACCGAACGCGCUCGACGAUUGAGAGCCCAGUACAGUUUCAUGGCGACAACCGUCCGUUCACGUGUCGAAAUGCGAAUCAACAGAAUACCCAUGUCCAUGAGGCACGUCAAGAUGGGUGACCUACUUCAGAAGUUCCUCGAACAGGAACAACAACGAGCCACAAGAUCUGCGGCUCUCAGGAAAGCGGUUGCGACUCGGACAAGCCCCCAGAAGCAACUUCAUUCCACUGCACACGCUGCAAGGACAAUGACGCGUACCAAGAAGCGUAUGAGCGAUGCCAUCUCAGGAGACAAGGAAAACGAGGUCGAGCACAACGAGAAUGCGAAAAAGAGGGUUCGGGGUGCACCAAACCCAGAUAUCGCUCACGUUCGACCUGCGCAGAUUCUUUCGCCAACUUCUUCCAACUCGAGGCUGGCGAACCGAUCUCGGCCAGCCUCCCCCGUCAAGUCUGGCAUUGCACGUCCAGCCUCGCCGCUGAAGAAUUCAGGAACUGCACGCUCAGCAACAGCCACAAGCAUGCUUUCCAGCAUGGUGGAAAAGGCAAAGGCCACGAGGGCAGGGGUUGCACGCAAGGUGACGACCGCUUCAACUGCUAGCACAAGCUCGACCAGCACCACGGCUGCUACUAGGACCAGGCGCGCAGCAACAACGACAGCUUCUCGAGCGCCUGCUUCCAGGCCGACUACGCGAACUGCUCGUAGAUCCCUUGCUAACAGUGAGACGAGCGAGGCCAGCUCAGGAACCGUGGUGAGGAAGGGGGCUGCAUCCCGGGGAGCUGCAGCCAAGAAGACUACUGCGAGCUCCGUUCGCAAGGGCACAACAACAACUACCAAAAAGACUGCUGCGAAAUCUACUGCGACCACGGGGACGGGACGAGUGCUGCGGAAACGCGCAUGA
Molecule: messenger RNA, 1095 nt
Organism: Fusarium keratoplasticum
Lineage: Eukaryota; Fungi; Ascomycota; Sordariomycetes; Hypocreales; Nectriaceae
Product: Nbl1-Borealin-N domain-containing protein
Exons: 3
Coding region: 1-1095 (364 amino acids)
Biological process (GO): mitotic sister chromatid segregation
Cellular component (GO): chromosome passenger complex; chromosome, centromeric region; spindle midzone
Source: RefSeq, a predicted model, not a curated record